AUGGUUCAUUUUCUUUACCAACUCCCAGUUCCUACUUGGAUCCUGUUUCCCAGUCCUUCGGCUUCCUUUGUUGUCAAACCUCCGAAAAUACAAAUAACGAGGCCCACCUUUAGUGGACUUGAAAUGGCUGACGACCACAUGAGUUCGCGGAAGUUUUUGACGAGAUUCGAAAACUGUUGGUUGGCAUGGCCAAUGACACUGAAAUGCUCCCUCUCCGACAGAGCUUUAAGACUGAUUAACCAUUUGAGUUGCACGGAUGCCAACUAUCGGCGUGCUCUUUCGGUGUUAAAGAGGGAGUAUUUGGACAUUGAUGAGAUUAUGGACCAAAUAUUUCAGUACAUCCUAGACUAUGUCCCUAAAAGGGACACCUGCUGUUCCGAUCUGGGUGAAUUCAUCUCCAGGACUGCCUCUCUCCUGGAGGAGCUUGGGAACUUCUUUUCUUGCGGCUUUUCAGCGGACGAUUCUGGUGAAGCUCGCCUAAUGGCCAAGAUUGUCUUCCAGAAAAUUUCCAAAGAAUUGAAGGAGGGAAUGAUAGGACUAACAGGUAAAGGAAUACCAUCAUUGUCUGCCAUAUUGGAACUUACAAAUAAGGCAGUCAAACGAUUACGGGUUAAGGGAGGAGCGUCUGCUGCUUCUACAUUCACCACUGGCCAGGGUUCUUAUCAAAAAACCGCACGUAGAGCCACUGUUACUUCUUCCUUUCAUGUGGAUUCCAACAACCUGACAUCUGCUGGUUAUUCCCGUAGCUUGCCCUCCAUCUUAUUGGUUACUUUCUUCCGUGGAGAAAAAACCGGUGGCAGUUAA
This is a messenger RNA of Acanthosepion pharaonis, 804 nucleotides long. The record is from the annotation of a GenBank genome assembly. Lineage: Eukaryota; Metazoa; Mollusca; Cephalopoda; Sepiida; Sepiidae.